Chaetomium fimeti is the source of this 2064-nucleotide messenger RNA. RefSeq lists its product as uncharacterized. The transcript has a single exon. NCBI's taxonomy places the organism in Eukaryota, Fungi, Ascomycota, Sordariomycetes, Sordariales, Chaetomiaceae. Bases 1 to 2064 code for a protein of 687 amino acids. The record is from RefSeq and is a predicted model, not a curated record.
AUGGACGCAGAUUACAUCCCUCUCGGUCCCGGGCCCAUGCCCAAGAUCCCGAAGCUCCCAAAGGCCCCCAAGAAGCGGCCCAAGAAGCAGCGACCGCCCCCCCUAGCCCAGGAAACACCAGAGCCCGAUCGGUUCGUGGACCCUGCCUUUGCCGACACGCCGUACCCAUUCGCCUCACCGCCAGACGAGCCAUCAGCCGUGCCACCGCCACUUCCCGUAUCACCGCCAUCGCCACUCGUAGAUCACGCCCCCGAAGCCGACCCCGGCAUCUGGGAUCUUGGAACGGACACCCCACCGCAGCAUGCCGUCCGGCGAGCCCCCGCGCGUCCGGGCAACGUCUACUGCGAGACGUGCUUCCGCGAUGACCUUGCGCGGUGGCUCAGAAUCCGCGACGGAGUCGUGCGCGUCCUGCACUUGCUCGGCGGGGAUACGGCGCUGUACGAACUGCGGGCCCUAUCUCUCGAGGCCGAGGAGGCGGAGCUAUGCCUGACGGAAGAAUACCAAGGGAGUCGUUUGAGUGGGAGUGGCUUGAGAAGUCCGCCGCCGCCGGCGUAUAUCUCGUCUAGUUCGGAGUCCGAGAGUGAGGAAGAGGGGCCUAAUAAGGGGUCUGUGGCGGCGAAAAAGAUCAUUGUCAUGUCAGAUCAUGGUCAGAGUUGGGAGGCGCCGCAUUUUAACGAGUACCCGUCGGACAUCGUCGGUCUUGUGUUGCUACGGAUUUUGGCGGAGAGGCCCACCUCUGGCCUUCAACAAGCACAGAGGGAGGAGGUCAACCAGCUACUCGAAGAGUUACGCCAAGAUGUUGGCGUUGGGCCCCGGUUUUUCCAGGCCAUGACAACGGUGGGCAAAAGCAUGGUUGUGCGAUGGCGGACGAAGGGGUUGCCAAAGGACAGCCCCGGACAACAAAACAACCGAGGCAAAAUAGGUCACUGGUGGUGGGAGUUUGACGCUGCGCUACAGACCGCCCACGAGGAGGUAGUAUCGGUGGAGACGCACUUACCGUCGUUAUUCGUGAGCACCCUCGCGGCAAAGGCCCGGGAUGCGUCACUCGGGGUUCUCGCGGCCAAAGAAGCUGCCACGGCCCAGAAACACGAAGACAGUCACCACGACGACACGCGGCGCCAAGCCGCACCCUUCGCCGAACUGGAAAAGGCCUUCGGCAUGGCCAUCCCAAGCAACGUCUUCCUCAAAUCCGUCGGCAACAAGCUCGCGCUCGCCAAACAACAACUCGAGCAGCAUACCACCGAACAACCCACUACCACCACCAGCAAACAAAAGCGCAACGCCGACCCCGACCCCCAUUCCCCCACCCCCUCCCCAAAGCGCCGCAAACCCAACCCCUCCACCUCACCCACCCUCCCAACCUCAACCUCAACCUCACCACCCCCACCACCACCACCCCCCUCAGAAACACCCCCCGCCAUCCCACUCCCAUGCACCUACUGCUCCGAAUCCACCGCCUCCCACCGCCACCGCGCCCGCCACGCCCGCCCCUGGGGCGCCGACAGCGCCAUCGACCUCGACCGCCGGCCCAUCACCAGCACCACGGCGACCCAGCCAUGGACCCGGCCCCUGGCAUGGGCCUUCCCGCGCCUCCCGCCCCCGGCGGCGGCACGCAUACGCACGGCGGAGGACUGGCUGCGGUUGGUGGCGGGGUCGAGGAGGGUAAGGGUGGGGGAGGUGCUGCCGCCGCUGGGAGGGGAUGGGGAGGGCGGGGAGGAUGGGGGGAAUGGGGGGGAUGGAGGGGAUGGGGAUGGGUCACGGGGAGGGGAGGCGGUGGUGAGGUUUAUGGUGGAUGGGACGGGGGGGAAGACGAGGGUGGUGCUAGUGCGGGUGAGGGGGGUUUUUGAGGUGCUUCUUGGUCUUGGUGGUGGUGUUGGUGCUGGUGGAAGGCAGGGUGGGGGAUUUGGUGGGGGUCGUGGGCGUGGGAGUGGGAGUCAGGUGCGGUUCGCUCCGGCGCCUGUUAUGGUGCGGGAGACGACGGGGGCGGUGAUGGGCGCGGCGAGGUCAGUGGGGAUGUGGGAGAAUUGGAGGGGGGGGAGGUUGGAGGGGUCGAGGUUUGUGUGA